Talaromyces atroroseus is the source of this 1488-nucleotide messenger RNA. RefSeq lists its product as hypothetical. Bases 1 to 1488 code for a protein of 495 amino acids. NCBI's taxonomy places the organism in Eukaryota, Fungi, Ascomycota, Eurotiomycetes, Eurotiales, Trichocomaceae. The transcript has 4 exons. The record is from RefSeq and is a predicted model, not a curated record.
AUGGUUGUAAGAGCAUCUCCAUCAAGCGGUCACGUCAAGGCCGGGGCACGUCUUCCUUCUGAAGACUAUAGCCCAUUCGAGACACCUGAACCCGAUGUAAUUUUCACAGGACCUAUUCCCCAAUACUGGGCCAUGGUAUACUUAGACAGGUCGGGAAAUGUUAGAGAGGCAUCUAACCUUCGUACGACCGUCUUUAGUGCCCAGGCAAAGGAAGAAUUUCUAGCUGCAAAGAAUAACUUUGUUCUGCAGAAUCAGCAGAAUUCUCUGCUUUCUCCGCAUACUGCCUACAGUCCGCGCCCUAGCUCUAGUCCUAGGGGACACUCCAGGCGUGCAGGCCAACCGAAGAGACGGCGAACUGCAUUUCGCGCAGAGCCUCUUGCCGUUUCCUACAUAGACUCCGAUAACGAGGAAGAUGCCAUGAUAACCCUUAAGAUCGGUGACAGACAAAAAGUGACUGCAUACUAUGAGAGUGCCUUCAGGCGAUUGCAGCAACUCAACUGCCGUAUGCUGGCCAAGAACUUCAUUAAACUCAUUGAGCCUCGCAAGCAGGUCAAACAUCCUUACAAUGGCGGGAAGCCACGCGCAGGUGCUCCUCCUGGUGAGAAAGGAGAUCCCGAAAAAACCAAACCUGACUGGUGGCCUCGUGAUGUUAUACACAGAGAGCCUGACCACCUUAAGAAAGAUUAUAUAACAGUCCGACUAAAGCUUCUCGUCCAUAUCGUCCAAUGCCUUCUACCUAUGGGAAUUACCGCAGACAAACUUCAGGAGACUGCGAACGACGUCAGACGACAUAUCAAGCCUCCUGAGAGAGCCACGAUCCUAGACGAAGUGUUCCGAGUCCGAAGACUCGAAGAGCGGUAUGAGAGGGAUGAAGUUGAUGAAACCGCCCGUAUCUCUGUCACGGAUCAUGAAGGAGCCAAAAGAAGAGAGCCAGAAUCUGAUGAUGAACAAGUGUCCGGUGUACUCACUCCACCUGAAUCUUCUGAUGAGCCUCUGCCUGACGACCCGCAAAGUCCUAGCGAAAUGGCUGCUGGUAUGCCCCAACAUGGCCUGCAACUGGACAACACAGCACCCGGUUAUCAAAUGGCCCCUGACCUGAGCUUCACGAGCCAGGGACAACCAACGCCAGACUUUCGAUCGUCACAGCCCGAGAUGAUCCGCCGAAGCUUAUCUACUACGCAUAUAACCGGAGCAAUCCUCACCCCCACCCACAAUCAGUUCAUGGAUCAUUCACAGUUCACAACUUCCACCCCAGCUGAGCAAAUGCAGGCCAUCAGCCAAACCUCAGCUCACGCACAAGCAGAAGCAUCGAUAUCUUUUGCUGAUUGGUCUCCCGCUUUUCAACAAAACAUGUUUUCACCUGUCGACUUUCAUGGGGCUAGCCGUCAAGUGACAUCUCAGAUUGCUUAUCCGGCAUACACGACAUACCCUUCGCCUCAUGCCCAAGAAAUGUCGCCUACGUACACAGCCGGACCUUACACGACCUAG